This is a messenger RNA of Paramecium sonneborni, 1195 nucleotides long. Lineage: Eukaryota; Ciliophora; Oligohymenophorea; Peniculida; Parameciidae. The record is from the annotation of a GenBank genome assembly.
AUGCUAGGAUUACAUUAUUACUCGUAUUAAUAUUAUUCGUACUAAGACUUGCAAAAGAUAAAGGAAAUACUUAAGUAUGAUUCGAUUGGUGUGAUAUAAUUUUAUGAAGGUGAGAAAAUUAUACAAUACAAGAUAAAUAGAUCAAAUUGUUUUUUAUUAAGUGAUUUAAUAGAAUUAAUUGUAAUUGUUAUUUUCGAUAUUUUAGAAAAUUGGAUUUAUUAGAUUUCAUUUAGGAUAGCUGUUAUAACUUUUCAUUAAUUUGUUAGAGAAAGUAAUUUACAUGCAAAAUCACCAUAUAAAACAUAAUUAUUUAAGUUUAGAUAAUAUAUGGUUAAAAUUUGAAAAUAAUCAAUAUCUCACUAUUCUAUAUAAAAAAGUUUAAUAUUAAAUUGCUUUUACAGGAUAUUAAUAAAAACCAUAAUGUGGUGAUUCCGAAAAAAUACUAUAAAUUAUUUAAGACAUAAUAAUGUGUUUUUUAAAUAAUGAUAUAGUAUGUAAUAAAAAAAGCAAGUCAAAAAAAGAUAUCUUUGAUAGCAUUUACCAGGUUAUUUUUAAUUCAUGUUAAAAGUAAGAUAUAUAAAAUACAAUUAAUGUCAUUAAAUAAUUGCUUCUAAAUAACAAAUUUGACCCUAAUUUUCAAACAAUUUCAUUUGAUGAUAAAAUUAUUGAUUAUUAUAAAUAUUCAAAGAGACAAUUUCAAUAAGAAAAAAUUCGGAAAACAUUAUAAAGUUUGAUUUUAAAAUAUAAUGAAAAUCCUCUAGUUUUGGAUUAAUUUUUGUUUGAAAAAAUUCGUGAAAUGAGAAUCAACUUAAAGAAUUGGAUAUGCCCAGAUUUAGAUGAGACUUAAGAGUAAAAAAAAUAUAACGAAUUGCUAUCAAAUUAUCAAAAGAAAAAAGAAUUAUUAAAUAGAGAGGCUUUUAUCAUUCUUAACAAUAUAAUUAAUGAGGAAGUGAAAAGAAAAUUUAACGUAUUUUUUAAAUUUGAAAUGGACUAGUCUUAUAGAUAAAAAAUAAUUGACUAAAUAAUGGAAUUAAAAAUAUUCAAGUACUUUGAAAAUUCUAAAACAAUAUAUCAAUGUGUUAAUGAAGACUAUUAUUGUAAAGUACUAGUUAAUUAUGCAAUUCCUAUAGUAAUGAAAUGUGUAGAUGAAUAUACCAAAUUCUAAAUUCUGAUAUUGAUAAAUGAGUUAAUUUGA